CGGUGACGGACAAGCGCCUCCUUCUGGUCAGCCGGACAUCGAGUUAAGCUACCUGCAUUGUUGUGCAGUGCCAGAGGCUUGGAAUAAUUUGCAUCCCACACUGACCCAGCACACCGUGACCGAGCCUGAAUCAGUACCUAGUAGUGGUCACUCUCACCGAUACUCUCAACGAUCUGAAUCCUACCGACAUCCUACUAACGAGUCCUCCUUGUAGUAGCAGCGGGCUCAUCCACUACUCGCGCCCUCGCUAAUAUGGUCUUUGUUGAUCAAUUCUUGCACCGCCCGAGCGAUCAACGGUGUGUCUAUUUUGACCUGUCCAAGGCCACUACUCCGACAGCCAGUUAUGAAACCAUCAGUUGCUAGCAAAUCUACGUCCACCCAGCCGAAAGACCCUGCGCUCCUCGCGUGCUGAAUCCGCACUGCUCCUUGCAUUUCCUGCACUUCCAGUUGGACACUGGAGUCGAGAUUGCACCCACCAGACGCGGAAAUCGAUCGGAGGAAAUGAUACAAGGAGUAGUGAUGAUACCUACUGCUACUGGAGAUUGGCAACGAAACAGAUCAAACAAGACUUUGCGCAAGGAACCACAAUAAUAUUUGUGGGCUACGCCGGUCUUCCGUCAUACAGAGGCAUGAGCCCGAGCCACAUUAUUGUUGUCCAACACCCAGAUGCUAAAUUUGUUCCUUUGAUCAAAGCCAUGCUGAUCUCACCAAACAAUAGCCACAAUUUACUACGGCCAGGCUGACUGGUGGGUUGGCCCUACGUCUGGUACCUGGCAACGUUUUCCCGACUUGUUUUGUCGCACAAAGUGUUCUUUCUGAUCGUCAUCACAUAACAGCUGGAUUGCAGUAUGCCUAGCAUCAACGCCAGGAACAAUAACCAAUUGAAAAGAGUGGCGAUUCGUACCACAUACCUAGUAUCACUGCGGUAUAGGCCGAGUUGUACCACUGCAUGUGGCAUUUAGCCAAGGGAGCGGCCGGGGACAUACAGCAGAAUUCCCUUGACGAUCGAAAUGCAUGCUGGUUACUACUUACUACUACCUGGUGGCGAGGACCCUGCUUGCACUUGGAGGGUGUUCGCGCAACAUGACGCAGUACCUGCGCAGCCUGAUAUGUUUGUAGCGAGCUACAGGUGCCUUUCCGCCCCGUGCGAGAACUACAACUCCUUCGGCUUCCGCCCAGAGUCGCCUGUCUUUAUUACUGUCAUAGGCAGGUUUCGAUACAGACACAAGCUGCUCGGCACGAUCAUCUUUCUCUCAAGUUGUAGUCUACUGCUGGCAUCUUAGCUCUGGCCUGGCCGCGUUCAUUCAAGUGCCAGAGGUUCGAUAUCAUUCAGGUUAGCAAAACCUCACGCUCAGCUGACAUGCUUUGCUGGCUAGAAUCGCCUCGACCAGUGUCACCGAAGGAUAUCAUCCCUACAGCAGAAGGAAUCAGCCAUGUAGCCGGCCACUUUCACUCGCCCAUCCUAACCAGGGGCAAGACUUUGGUGCCUCUUGUCGGGCCGUACGGCUCGCCAAACUCUCGAUCUUACGAACACGGCGAGGGGCAAACGCUUGUACUUUGAUGAUCAAUAACGGCCAUGACCGCACAGUGCCGUAUGUUCAUAGUGGCUUCUCGAAAGUCUGACAGCAGGAAUCCCACGCCGUGCCCUAGGCGCAACCACGCCUUACUCUGUCCACGAUACUGCCUCCUUGUCGAUGGGUGUCUAAAGCGUCUCUGCAUCCACGGACAGCAAGCGAAGCGAAGCGCUACCUCGAGACGUGUAGAGGAGGGCGAACAGAGCUGCGUUGAAGCUCUCCAUAAGAGGAUGCUUAAGAACAUCCACAAAUCCACCGCGGCCCGCGUUUCGCGUCACCUACUAUGGGACUGUCAGAUAAAGUGGCGGUCUAUGCAACCUGUUUUCCUUCCAAAUGGUUGGACUUGAAGGUCAUCAUUAUUGUUGCAGCUGACACCUCCGGAACAUAUUCUGGUCAAACACUCAGGGUCGUUUUUGACAGAUGAGAAGCACACGCAAGCCGGGGUAGUACUAUGGCAGACAACGGUAAUCCCUGAGUUCGGGUGGCCAGGUCUGAAAGCAAGGGGUACUUCUUACCAGCAAGGAUGCAGCAGCGUAAUAAUGGGGUGCGGAGCCUGCCGACGUCCACACAAUCGGUGAAUAUUGGCGACUCUGCCAUUCGUUCGGUCCUGCAAGACCAGAGAAGUGAAGUGCCGUCUCCAUGCGACUUUGAGAGCGACGAGAAGGGGCAGAUGGAGCCCCACAAGAAGAAGAAGAAGCGGAUUUGCCAUUUCUAUGAGGCAUUUAUCAGGAGCUAAUGUUGGACCACUCACAGACUGGCGGCGGCCGAGUUGCAAAGCUAAUGCAGCACCGCUUCUUUGCAGGACUCCCCACGCCGCUUGACUUGAUAUGACUUGAUACUGGCAGCUUUCUUUUGCUCAAGCCGAGGUGAACAGCUAAAGGAUUCUGGAUAUCGUUUGCAGUACGAUUUAUCCAUCACGGCCACAUUAGUGAACGAUGAGUAUGCAGCCAAGUGGUCGGAUAAGUCCUUUCGUCGUCGUCGUCGUCGUCGUCGUCCUGAAGGAACAGUAAGUGUACGCUGUACAUCGGAAUGCCUUCUACCGGAAGUGUUGCUGCUGUGUGGCCGUGAUCUUACCCGACAAAGACCUCAAAUACAGACUCGGCAGUUCGCAUAUCUGUCCAUGAUUGAUUCCGACCAUUUUGGUAGUUGAUUUAGUUUGACUGCCGUUUGAAUUGCAUUUGAUCGACCACCAUGGUGGUAAAGCCAAGCAGAGAACCAUCGAACCACCAAGCCGUCCACGUCUCAUAUGAACACUACCUAUACCUGCAGUUUCCCUGGUGCUGCGGGCGAAUCCGCCCUUUCUUCCUUCAACCCGAGCGCGGAAUGAAAGCUAGUUGGUCUGCUGCACCAAGGUGGCGCGUAUGCCCGACCCCAAGCCGUGGCAUGCAUGUAUGCUACGAACCCUUACGGGAUGGAUCGCACUCGCAACCCCAAGAAAGGCGGGUUGGAUGCGGAGAAGAUGGUGUCCAGUUGUCGUUGCACGUCGGCAGCAAGCCGCGUUGGUGUGUUGCUGCUCUCCUUCAUGGCCGUCGUCAAUCUCAUCCACAAUGCGAGGCUCUCACAUGAUGGUUUCUUGCCCUCACCGCAUUUCCAACCUGGCUGUCAGACCUAACGUUGACAGUUCGCAUGACCUGGGGGGUCUAGAGUAAACAACUACUCCUCACCCUUAUAGCCCAGUAUAUUCGUAUGCACGAACCUGUCGCGGCCUGGGAUGCAUAAACACUGCAGGAGUUGGGUAGUACAGUCGAGAUCUCCGGCUGAUGGAGCCGAAGCGAGGCCUACUUCAGGUCUGCUUCAUGUGCUUGCUUGCGUCGCUAUAUCUCAUGUGUAACGUCUUCAAGUCUGAUGAUUACGUGAUACAAAGUCUUGGUUGUACAAGAGCAUUGGAGGGCCCUUGGAAGGGGCGGAUCGUUCUUGGAGAACAACGAACCCAGUGGUUUCUGUAGAUGGUCCAAUGUUCAAGUCGUAUAAAUUGAUUGACCCUGCGACUUCAAUGCUGUGUAACCCCUCAAAAACACCCGAAGAUGGAGAAGAUACUAUGCUUGAGCGAGAAACAUCUCGACAUAGGCGCCCUUUUAUGUUGUAGGCCGAAUCAAGAUCGAAUAGAUCCGUGAUCGGACUGUGGCCCGGUCUGCUGGUGGUUCUGAAUCUCAGCCGGUUGCACAGAACACACAACGGGGCCAUGACUGUCACAAGGCUGGCUCAAAGCCUUGGCCUGCCGGAUGGGAGUCUGUAAGCUGGUAACCUUGGCCUCCCAGGACAAACACAUCAUCAUACUGUCCGACCGGAUCAAAGUGAGGCUGUCAUAUAUAUUGUGGAUAGUCAUUCUAAGAUUGUAUUACUAGCAGUAGUUAUUGACAUCAAGCUUGGCUUACAUGAUUUCUUUCAUCCACCUCGAAUUUGAAUCCUGCAGUGCCGGUGAACUGCAUGCUGAAGAAUUCUUAUUAUUAUAAUAAUAUCCCAAAAAAGCGAUUUCUUGACGGACCAUCUGCCCAGCUUCCCAGACAGCUUCACCCAGUCUAUUAAGGUCUUUCAACAAUAAGAGACAAUAUCUGAACUCCGUUAGGGGUGUCGGCGAGGCAACAGUACUACCACUACUAAUACUACUGUAAAAUCUCUCUGCAACCUGAACGCCACGAGCGAAUAUCCGUCCCAGGAGCAAGAAGAUCAAGAUCAAGAACCAAAAUGGACACAGAAACAGAACUACAACCGGACAUCACUCCCGACCACUUGCAAUAUAUCCAAUCUCUCCACGAACCAGCAGCAUGCUACACCCGCUUCUUCGACGCGCUGCUGAUCCCGAAACCGUCGCACAGCGACUUCUUGCACGACCUCCAACUAUUCCGCCAACAACCGUCCAUCAUUGCUCUUCUGCAACAAGCAGGCCAAGACAAUAAAGACGCAUAUCGAGAAUGCACGCGGUCAUUUCUGUCCUCCGAGUUUGCUGACCCCUGGGGUCUCCGCCGAACCACCAACACUACUGCUGGCGUCAGUGACCAGGCAUGCUCGUCGUCGGCGCCGGUCGCGCGGCGGAAGUGGCUAGGACUCGGGACCGGGCGAACUAACAAGAAAGGCAAAGUCACGGCGACGCGCGAAGCUGAAGCUGCUGAGGCGGCGGCCGCUGCUGACCGCGAGGAAGAUCGGCUGCAUCGUCUGCUGGUUCCCCUGUGGAUUGCGUUUCGGAGGAGAAUGUUUCCAGACCAACUUGACGUGGUUCUGGAGGAGUGGGUUGUGAAGAAGCAGCAGGAGCAACAGCGGAGUAAGAUGGACGAGGAGGAGGAGGAGGAGGAGGAGGAGGAGGAGGAGGAGGAGGAGGAGAGCAGCCGCCCUGCUGAUGAUGACGACAACCCGACGGCGACAUCAAGUUCGUCAAAGUCAUUACCACAACCGUCUAAUCCUUCAGGAGCACCACCACCAGCACCUAGAUACCCCGAACUGGGAUUUAGAAGUGCAUCAGCUAGGACGCCGACCACUACCACGGAGAUAACGGGGUCCACUACGAGGGGCCAGCGCGACGGCGACAGCAGUGCCGCUGCCUCGCAAAUGUUUCUGGGCGUCGCGGUCACGGGAUUCUUGAUGAGUGAUAAGCGAGUAAGGAAAUAUAUGGAGAAGCAGUUCAAGCACUGAACUGACCUAAUUGGACCGGAUGGAAUGAGAUGAUGUGAUAUGAUAUGAAAUGAUAUAGGAUGGGUCGUUGUCAAAUCCGUGGCGCCUUCGAUGUAUUACUAGUAUGGGCGCGUUGCAUGAGGCGUCUAGCGCGGGAUUUGGGAGACGUUCUUUUACUUCGAGUUGCCAACAGGGCACCCCAAGAGGAGACUGAUUGCCCAUGCGGCCAAAGAAUACGGUAUGGUGCUGUGGCUGGCUGCGUUGCCGUUGCCGUGGCCGUCGAUGGUUGAUAAUUGUUGGCCUUUGUGGACCUAAGGUACACUGGCACUGCGGACGUGAACGAGAUGCCCGCCCGAGGCCUCAUCGGCGUCGACAUUGACGCCGUGCAUCCAUAUGCCGGUCUAUCUAUGUGGCACGGACUGCAUGAUGAGAUGGGACAGUGGGUAUUGCGCGUCGUUUUGUUUCCAUGCCCCACGACGAUAUCUAUCUACCACUACAUGGCCACAUAUGGACGGAUGAGGUCAGCUAUCCAAGGCAGUACCUACUCGGAUAUCUAUGAUAGGUAUCAGGAAGGACAAGUACGUAGCGUAUUUGAUCCAGCAACCCUGAUUAUGACACUGGCGCCGACCCAACCAACAUCCAAUGCCACUGCAUUUGGGAUUUCCCUCAUAUGUCUUCUUGGAAAAUAAGGGACCCUUGCCAGGUCCUUGAAGCGUCAAGAGAUGCAUUUCUUCCUUCAUAAUCUGGCGCGCAACCCCUCGCGAUCCUGGCUUGAUCUGGACAAUGGUUCAAUCCGAGCGGCAAAAAUGAGCACAGGAAACGCGACAACAAGCCUCGUUGCUUGAGCGGGAUUGUCUUAUCUAUAAGACCUGGUACAGUGCGAUACCAGAGGAGGUUGUGGUGGAUGUUUUGAGCAAAGGAGCAGGAGGAUUGUGAUAUAUCUCCGCCGGCCCAGUUUGUGGCUGGCGGUCAGAAUUCGUGAGAGAAAGAGAGCUCUCCCGGAUGUAUUGACGUAGACAUCUUGCGGAGUGAAGUCGAAUAAGGCAUCUGUGGUGGUCUCUGGGUUACCUCGAACGUGAUUACGUGGUAGGCUGGUGUACUAGUAUGAUGAGGGCUUGUUGAAACCUCGCCGCUCAGGACGUACUCAGUGCAGGUAGAGCGGGAGAAAGCGACGAAUCUCCGGCCUCUAGCAGGGCAGUUUGGGGCCAUCAGUCCAGCCGGAGCCUGUCCGCGGAAGGCUGAAGUGACGCUGACCUCCAGCGGCAUACCAGUAACCAAUCUGUUCAGCUGUCCUCGCAUCCUUUGAUUCAGCCCGACCGACCUCGGGUCUCUCAGAUGGAUCGGCUCCUCGCUCGUCUCAGCGGACAUUGCAACAGGGGCGCCAGGAGGCGGUGUUGGCCUUGGGUUGAGGAUAUUUCCAUUCGACGAUCGACGGAACGGACCUGGGGCGCAAUUUGCUGGCACUGACCUCAAUAGCCUAGGCUACGUCAGCCGGUCCAUCACUUGCAAUCCUCACACUCGGUUUUGUUUUCUUCUUUGCCAGGCUGCUCGACGGACGAACGAACAGUGGCGGUCUCCGGCUGUGACUUGUCCUUGACCUCCUCCUGCUGUGAUGCCUGGUCUCGCUCCUGGUCCUGGCCGUUCUUCUUCUUUAGACUCCGGUCAAUAUGACCGAGAUCCCUGUCCGGAUCGAUGAUAUUACGGACCCGGUUCUUCAGUUCCUUGGUCUCGGGAAAGCCACCGUCCGUUUUACGGUCCCAUAGCACCGUCUCGGUAAUGGUAACUGUGGUAGAGUCCUUUUCGGGUGUGGCAUUUGCAUUGCCAUCCGCCACUGAGUUGGCUUUCCCUUCUGUCACCUGUCCUUGUGUCUGUGACUGGGGUAGAGCAUGGGUCAUGGUCACGGUGAAAAUUCCCCCUGUCACUGGGAUCAGGGCGACCUCGCCGAUACUAGUGCUGAAAGUUUGUAGUAGUUCCUGGGCGUACUGGACGACGAUUUCUUGUCAGCUUAGAUGUUUGACUUGGAGAUGCUGGUUUCCACAUAGUAUGAAUAUGUCUUUCGAGCAUCGGACUAGAUGAAACCAAAC
Molecule: messenger RNA, 7264 nt
Organism: Exophiala dermatitidis NIH/UT8656
Lineage: Eukaryota; Fungi; Ascomycota; Eurotiomycetes; Chaetothyriales; Herpotrichiellaceae
Exons: 1
Coding region: 4260-5201 (313 amino acids)
Source: RefSeq, a predicted model, not a curated record